AUGGUAGGAAGCUGGUGGGAUGAGUUUUCAAACAAUUUGGCUACAGAUUUAGCGCCUCUCAUUGCCCUAUUUGGGGAAGCGCCGACGAAACAAUAUCUAAGCGAAUGCUUGACCAAGACGGACAUCUUCAUCUUUUCGAUGGCACCUCUAGGUAUUAUCACAACAAUUGUAUCGGCAAUUCGGGUCUGCGGAACACCGUCUCUAAGAGCAUUCAUCGGGAGAGCCCAGGAGGGAGCUGGCAAUGCGGAAGCCGAACUUUGCUCGUCUACCAGUCGAGAAGACUGUGAGCUUUAUAACAAUGGAGGCAUUGCCCGCGUUUUUGGGCGCCCCAAGCUUCUGGAGAUCGUACAUGAUCAGAAUGCCACAAUCGAAGACUUGUUUCAGAAGACAUCCGAUUCUCAAGCCACGGUUGGAAUUUACUUAUUCAAGGAUUAUAUUAAAAAAGUGGGUGAUGAAGAAAAGAAGGUUAUGGAGGAUGGAUCCGAUAACGACCAGGACUUUGCAAUACACCCAAAUCUUUCACUAAAUGUGGGUAUAAAACAAGGCUCAAAAUAUUGGUUUACUGCCGCUGCUAUCUUUGGUGGUCUGCUGCAAUUAAGUGUCCUCGUAUGGGCUACAAUUGCUAGAUACAAAUUCAAUGACGUGAAACGAGACUUACAAGAUAACUAUGCCAUUCCACUGGUUGUUAUUGGUACCUUUCUUUUAUGUUUUGGAACGGGGCAUUGCGCUCACUUAAUUGAGAGCAGCACCAUGGAACGGGUUUUCGAAAGGAGGUCAAAAGGAAAUGGAGAUGGGGGUACAACUACCUCCCAGGUGUACUGGGUCCAACCCGGUACACAGUUUGUUGGGGACCAAGCCUUCGACUCAUUCGCAUACACGCACAAAAAAGGCGAGUUCACACGGUAUAUCACUUAUUGGAAGAUAGGGAGAAAUGGAAAUAACGGAGCUUGGAUAUGGUGUGCUAUAACAAGCACAUCCGUGGGUUUUUUACUACAGUUCCUCGGACUCAGGGAAUGUCAUUCGUCCGUCGCAGUGGCCCAACUCGGGGCGACGAUACUGAUGAGUGUGGUGCGUUCAACUCUGCGCGCGAGUCGAUUACGCGAAGAAGAUGUUUAUCUAGCACAUAAACCUGAUUUGUACAGGACCCACGAGCUUGACUGGCUUGCUCUAAAUAUUGGAACUGAACUUGGGCCAAGCCCCCUCGACUCCGAGUUUAAGCAAAUAUGGACAGUCGUAUCAGGCCCAUAUCACACAACAAAAAACUUUGAUGAUCCCGCAAUAAGGGGAAAUGGAGGAAAUAAACUCCUGAUCCCUGAAGAUUGGUGGGACCCUAAUUUUAAAAUAGAUGAGACAUGGAAAUCUUACGUCAAGUGUGCCCCGUAUAGAUGGCGGGCUGCAGUUCAGUCAAAACAAUCUGCGGCCAAGUCGUUACCAGUGGAGGGAUGCGUUAGGUCUUUUAUGUACAGGGCUCGACUCGCCCGUUUGACUGAUAGCUGGGAGGAUAAGCUUGUCAGUGUUCGAAGCACUGCACAGAUAUUGGCAAAGGCCAUUGAGUCUACGAUGCGGGUCUUCCUUACAUCUGACACUGAUUUUGAGAAAGGGUGGGAUUCGGCCUUUACUCUACUUUGGGUCGUUCACUCAACGCUAGAAGGAACGGAUACUACUAGUGGAAACAUUUACCUAUCACUAAACCGUGAAAUCGAUAAAGAUGGACAACCUAGUGGUAAAUGGCAUGUCGAUGAAUCUGAGCUGGAGGCUGUUCUAGGCUUAUGGCUGUGGUCCCUCCGAGGUAUGAGAAACAAGUUACAGAUAUCCCUAAGGCGUAUAAUUUCCCCAAUACCAGAUUCCACCAUAGAUAUAUAUACCACUACUGACUUUUAUCUUUGGCGCGAGAAUGGAAGCUUUAAGAUUGACGAGAGGAAAAUUAAAUUGAAGCAACAGACAGGUCUGCUAUUUGGUCGACAUAACAUACCUGUUAGAGACUGUACCAAUUUCUCAGUGCUAGAAGUAGCAGCUGAUGCUACAUCGUUAGAAAUGAUGUGUGCUCAGGAGAUCUACGCAUUAUUCUUUUCCUCAAUAACACAUACUAUCAAAAAUCUUGGUGGUAAAACCGAGUUUCAGAAGAGCAAGGGACUGAAGUACGUGAAUGCAAAUGUUGCAAAGCUGCUAGGAUCUUUUACCGAGAGUGGCCUAGGAUCCGCAGUGGAUGCUUUUACCUGUGUCAUUCCAGCGUUAAUAAUUUAA
Molecule: messenger RNA, 2244 nt
Organism: Trichophyton rubrum CBS 118892
Lineage: Eukaryota; Fungi; Ascomycota; Eurotiomycetes; Onygenales; Arthrodermataceae
Exons: 3
Coding region: 1-2244 (747 amino acids)
Source: RefSeq, a predicted model, not a curated record